UUCCAGAUCUUGCUCACUCAGGCUGGCAGAGGAAUGCUGAGCCUGGGGCACCUGGCUUCCACGGUGAUGUGGCUGCUCCUUGUCUGGACUACCACCCUCCCUCUCCAGCUGACCAAUGCCAGAUAUGCCUCCUGUGCAGUGGGAGAGAAAUGCAGGAUGUGGGCUGAAGAAGGGGGGCCAGCCGAGCUACCCUGCUCCCUGAGUCCUCAGAAGCUGGCCCACAGCCAAGAGCAGCUCUACAGGGGGUUGAGCAUUCGCUGGGUGAGGCGUGAGAACAGCUCCCGCAAGAAGUACCACCUGGUGCUAAAGGUGGAGCGCAGUGGGCUCAAGAAAAUGGCCCACAGCAUGAUGCACCGAGCUACGGUCUGGGACCCAGGCUUUCUCAAGGGGAAUUUCUCGCUCCAGAUUGAGCCACUGCUGAAAGAUGAUGCCGGAAGCUAUGAAGCCAUCGUGAGAUCGGGCAACGAGGUGUGGAACUGCCAUCUGGAGCUCGGUGUGGUGUUGGUGACCGCUAGCCCACCUGGUCCCCUGGUUGCCUCUGAACCUUUCAGGCUGACCUGUAAUUCCACACAUCCAGGAAAGCCCACAAAAACAAGCUGGUUCCAUGCAGGUCUGCUCAUUCAAAACUCUGGUCGGUUUUCCUCUCUGGAUCAAUCUCUGUUUGUCUCCAGGUCCGUCCAGAGUGACUCUGGGCCCUGGACCUGUGAACUCACCUUUGCAGAUGGGGAGAGGAUUUCUGCCACCUACAACCUGCGCAUAAUAGGAUUUACUGAGCCAACCAGCCCGGUAGUCUAUGCUGCAGCAGGAGCAGAUGCUUCCCUGCCAUGUAACCUGAAUUACCAUCCCACUGACACUGGCGUGCCAGGGCUGACUGUCCACUGGACAAGGGAAGAAUCGAAGGCAAAGCUGCCCCCCACCCAUGGAAACAGUGGCAAUUUCCCCCUCCAUCUCCCUGCAGUGGGGCUUAAUGAUACAGGCUGCUACCUCUGUAAGGCCACCAUCCGAAGCACCACCAUCACUAAGAAUGUCACCCUGGCAGUAAUAACUGUCACGCAAGCAGUCACUGAGGCAUCGCACUUGCUGCUCAUCUGCAACCUCAGCUUCUAUGCAGGAAACGAGCGCUUUCAGUGGAAGCACUUGGAUGAGGUGGACACAAACCAUUCUAGCCCUGAGGUCUCCCCCAAGAGAUUGGAGGUCUCCAGGCAGGGCUCGACUCUGGAGUUCUCCCAGGUGUUGCCUGAGGAUGAAGGCACCUGGGAAUGCCGUGUCCAUGCUGCAGAUAAGCUGCUGGGAUCUGUGCAGCAUCAGCUGAACAUCACAUUAUCUUUUGGAACCAAGCAUCCAGGGCCUGAUCCAAUUACAUAUUUCAAGUGCCCCAUGAACUCCAAGCACGCUUUGAUCUGUUACAAGCUGCAUGACUUGCAUCUCACUCAGGUGUCGUCACUGGCCGAAGGCAGAGCACUGCUUUCUGUAUCCCCACGGAACUUCCCUGCACUGGAUAGAAUAGUGGCUGCUACUUUGCCAGGGAAAGGCGUGAAGGAUGUGAUCCAGAAGGAGAAGGCCCUACAGACAGAAUAG
Molecule: messenger RNA, 1578 nt
Organism: Varanus komodoensis (Komodo dragon)
Lineage: Eukaryota; Metazoa; Chordata; Lepidosauria; Squamata; Varanidae
Gene: LAG3
Product: lymphocyte activating 3
Exons: 8
Coding region: 34-1578 (514 amino acids)
Molecular function (GO): MHC class II protein binding; transmembrane signaling receptor activity
Source: RefSeq, a predicted model, not a curated record